GAAGACAUAUGACACGUAUUUUGUCUUUGUAACACGAAGCCGUCCGAUUUAGUCGAAAAUUGGGCGCAAUGCGUUUGUCUGCAAGGGCGCCCUUGCAGAGCGCACCGUGCGGUGGCUCAUUGGCCCCGAUUCCGUGUGCACGGUCGGCGAAGCAACAAAGUAGCGUCAGGGCGGCUGGGAGCGUAGCCUCGAGACUCGCCGAGCCUCGCACUGAUGGCUCGGAGAACUGGGUCGAGCAGGUUGCACAGCGUCAGCGGGGCCAAUAUGGCAAGCUUGCGAAGUCUACGGACCGCCUGUAUGAGCGGCUGCUCGACCUGGACGUGACGGACUUGCAGUCGGAGGAUGCGAUGGGCUUGCUGCAAGCUGCCGACGAGGAGCGGACGCGCAGCCAUCACAGCGCCAGCAGCAGCGGUGGCUCUGCCAGAAUGCCCGUGACGGAUCGCAUCGCGUAUCGCGGGGGUCGCCGCAUGCUGCCGCCGGGGCCAGUGCCCGCUAGCCCCGAGGUGGUGAUGUCGCUGCUGCGCCGCACCGCGGCCAAGCGCGAGGUGCUGCAGGAGCUGGACGUCACGAGCCCCGCCGCAGUGGCCCGGCGCCUGCUGUUGCUGGUGGAGGUGCUGGGGUUGAGCCCGGAGCAACUGGUGGGCAUGGCCAGGAGGAACGGCCGGCUGCUGCUCAAGCGGCCGGAGCAGCUGCGCGCCGCACUGGAAGCACUCACAGACGUGGUGGCGGCGCUGGGGCCGCCGGCAGCAUCGCCGGCGGCGGCGGCAGGCAGCGACGAGGAGGCGGAUGCUGCGGUGGCGCGCGCGCGGCAAAUGGCGGCGGCGGCUCCGGGGCUGCUGCUGCUGCCGCCGGAGCGCCUGCAGCGCAGCGGGCGGGAGCUGGCCGCGGUGUGCAAGGCGCGAGGCGUGCCGCUGCUGCCCAUGCUGCAGUCCCGCCCCGACCUGCUGCGGCAGUCGGCCAGCGGCCUGGCCGCCAAGAUGGACGUGCUGCCGGGGCUGCUGGGGCUGCCGCCGCGCCGCAUGAGGGAGGUGCUGGCCAGGUGCCCGCAGCUCCUGCGCAGGUCUCCUGCGGAGCUGGCCCGGCGCUACCGGCUGCUGCAGUCGCUGUUCGGCGUGCCGGCGGCCUUCAUGGCGGAGCUGGUGGCGCAGGAGCCGCGCGUGCUGGGCGGCUUCGGGGGGACGACGCUGCAGGCCAAGUUUGCGGGGCUGGCGGGACGGUACGGCAGGUUCCAGGAUGACGUGGCGGACAUGAUCCUGGUGGAUCCAUCCGUACUCAUCAACGCCGUACCGGCGCCGCCGCUGGGCGCCAGAUCUGGAGUUGGAUCCGUGUCUGGAUCCAGUGGCGCAGGGAGUGCGGGGUCGCCGUCAUCGCCAUCGCCGUCGGCGUCUGUGCUGUCUCUGAGCAGCCUGGCUUCCCUCAGCAGCCUGGACGGCUGGGAGCUGCCGGCAGCUGGUGACCUGGCGGCGGGCGACGUGGCCGGUGAUGGCGCAGAGGAGGCGGACGCGGCGGAGCGGGCGGAGGGCGAUGCGGGGGAGGCAGAGGUGGGGGCGCGCUCCGGCCGCCGGCCUGGCGCUCUGGCUCCUCCUCCGCCUGUGUUGGAUCAGGUGUUGGCGCUGUCUGCCGCCACAGGGGUGCCGCUGGGGGGCGUGCUGCAGCUCAUCGCCGAACAGUCGGAGCCACACACACACACCCCGCAGGCGCAGCAGCGGCUGCAGGUGGCGGCUGGCGGCCGCAGCCGGCACGGCGGUGCCGGCCACGAGCUGCUGGCGGGCUUCGGGGCGGAGCAGGUGGCGGCGCGGCUGGCGGCGCUGGGCUCGGCGCUGGGGCUGGGCGGCGGCGGCGACCUAGCCGCUGUGCGGGCCACUCUGGCGGCGCACCCGCGGCUGCUGCUGCUGUCGCCGCAGCAGCUGGCGGAGAGGCUGGCGGCGGCGGAGCAGCUGCUGGCGGCGCCGCCAGGCGCCGCCGCAAUCACGCCCGCCGCCGCCACCCCGGGCGAAAGCGGCAGUAGCAGCGCCGCCGCAGCCGCCACCCAGCCGCUGCCGCAGCGCCACCCCGAGCUGCUGCUGCUUGAGCCGGGCGAGCUGCGGUCGCGUGUGACCGCCCUGCGUGACCUGCUGCUGCCGCCCUCGGCCGCAGCCGCCUCCACCUCCGGAGCGGCGCCGCCCUUGAGCCUGCCGCUGCCGCCGCGGCUGUGGUCGCUGCUUGCGUCGCAGCCGGGGCUGCUGGUGGGCUCGGCGGCGGAGGGCGCGGAGGCGGAGGAGGGCGCGGGUGCGGGCGCGGCCUCAGCGGGUGCGCCUGGGGGCCUGGCGGCUGCCGCCGCCGCGCCGCCCUCUGAUCCUGUGGCGGCGGUGCGCGAGAAGCUGCUGGUGAUGCAGAGCCUGUUUGAGAUCCCGCGGCCGCUGGUGCUUGAGCUGGUUUUCCGGGAGCCAGGCCUGCUGGCGGUCUCGGCCACCGCGCUGGAGUCCAAGUUCCGAGCCCUGGCCUCCUCCUUCGGCGCCUUCUCCGCCGACGCCAUCGGCGUGGUGCUGGCCGACCCCUCCCUCAUCCUGCGGGCCGGCCGGCAGGGCGCAGCCGCAGACGCAGAGGACGGCCGGCUGGCGGUGGCCAUGGCGGGCGCGGAGGAGGAGGCGGCGGUGGCCAACGCGGCCGCGGCGGCCGCAGCCGCGGCGCGGGCGGCGGGCGCGGGCGCGGGGCGGUCGCGGUCGGGAGCGCGCGGCCGGUCUGGGUCUGGGUCGAGGAGCGGCAGCCCUGCAGUGGACCGCGCGACGACCAAGGCGGGGCGGCGGCGGCAGCGCGCGCAGGCGGCGGCAGCGGCGCGGCGGGAUGCGGAGGCGGCGGCCGCGAAUGCGAAGCGAGGCGCCGUGGGCGGGAAGGGCGCGGGCGCUGGGUCUGCAGCAGCACAGCAGCCGCAGGCAGUGGGGCAGCAGCCGCAGGCGGCGGCUGCACAGCAACGGCGGCCGCAGACGCCGCAGCGCGGCAGUCAGCGCACCUCGGGUGCUGCCGGCGUCGUCUCUAUGGCUGGCGCUGGCGCUGGCGGCGCGACCUCUGGGAUGCCAGGUGCCCAGGCGCAACGUGCCGGCAGUAGCAGCAGCAAUGCACAGCCGCAGGCCAGCAGCGUCAGUAACAGCAGGACAGCGGCUACUGCCGGUGGCACACCUGCGGCGGGGGCCGCUGCUGCCCGGGCAGAAGUGCCUGCGCCGGCGGCUGCAGGGGGUAGGGCUGCGGGCGCGGCGCCGCCCCAGGCACCCAGUCCUGCCACCGCGGCCGCGGGCGGCAAGACGGGCGGCGGCGCUGACAGCGGUAGCACCACUGGUGCGGGUGGCACUCAUGGAGGCGGCGCCACGGGCGGUGUGGGCAGUGGCAGCGGCAGCGGCUCACUGGGGGCGCUGGGCGCAAUGAGUGCGGCGGACUUCGACCGGUUGGGGGAGGAGGGGCUGCCGCCGCCGCCGCCGCCGUCUCGGCGCCGCCGGCGGCCGCAGGCGGAGCAGUAGAUAGGAGCAUUGGCCGCGGAUGUGGCGAAAUGGAGUAAGGGGCGAUGAGCGGGGCGAGCGGCUGUGGAGUAGGGGCUGGGCAGUCUUCUUUUUCAGGACGUGCCGGUAGAGCAGUGGGGUCGGGAUCCUGGGAUUGUGAAUGGGCGGCUGCAGGCACACCUGUUUGGCGCGCGGGGUGGGGGAGGACGAUUGGACGAGGAAGUGCGGUGGCGGUAAUGAAUGAGUGCGGUGCCGUGCAUGGGAGGGGGAGGGGGUAGAGGCCUGCUGCGUUGAGGAGGACACGACCACAAGGUC
Molecule: messenger RNA, 3785 nt
Organism: Chlamydomonas reinhardtii
Lineage: Eukaryota; Viridiplantae; Chlorophyta; Chlorophyceae; Chlamydomonadales; Chlamydomonadaceae
Exons: 6
Coding region: 69-3491 (1140 amino acids)
Source: RefSeq, a predicted model, not a curated record